Molecule: messenger RNA, 1185 nt
Organism: Phalaenopsis equestris
Lineage: Eukaryota; Viridiplantae; Streptophyta; Magnoliopsida; Asparagales; Orchidaceae
Product: ubiquitin-conjugating enzyme E2 34-like
Exons: 10
Coding region: 268-1002 (244 amino acids)
Source: RefSeq, a predicted model, not a curated record
CGCGUGCCACGACCAAACCAAUGUGAGCGCGAUAGAGGAGCCGAGAACCAGGCAAGUGGCCCAGGCCGACGCGGAACGCUACCCUCUCUUCCCAGUCGGUCUCCCUUCUCCGUUUGGACUCGCGAUCGCCUGCACUUCGCAGUUUCUGAAGUUCUCUAACCCUAAAAUUCUCUGAAUCGCCUAGUUUUAUACGGAUCGUUGGCGGUAGGCACCAGUGACCGCUCUCUCUGCUGCCUCGGCUCGUCAUCAAGCCAAGUCAGCUAGCUGAUGGCGGAGAGAGCUUGUGUAAAGAGGCUUCAAAAGGAAUACCAUGCCCUUUGUAAGGAACCAGUUCCCCAGAUUGUGGCCUGUCCAUCACCUAAUGAUAUCCUAGAAUGGCAUUAUGUGCUCGAGGGAAGUGCAGGCACACCGUUUCAAGGUGGAUAUUAUUAUGGAAAAAUCAAAUUUCCUCCUGAAUAUCCAUACAAGCCUCCAAGCAUCAGCAUGAUAACUCCAAGUGGACGAUUUGCACCUCACAAGAAGAUCUGCUUAUCUAUGAGUGACUUUCAUCCUGAGAGUUGGAAUCCGAUCUGGUCCGUCUCCAGCAUUCUUACAGGGCUGCUCUCUUUUAUGAUGGAUGAUAGUCAAACUACUGGAAGCAUUAAGAGUACAGAUGAUGAAAAGCAACGCUUGGCCAAGGCUUCACUUGCAUACAAUUGCGAGAGCAAGAACUGCCCAAAUUUCAAAAAACUCUUCCCCGAAUACGUCGAGAAGUACAAUCACAAUCAACUCCGUGCCGUCGAACAAUCAGUUUCAGAACAACCAACACAGAAACAGCAACCAAAUCCCACUCCAUCAACCACAUAUGAAGCUGCCAAAAGACCAGAAAAUGCAACGGAACAGAACAUUCCAGUAAACAUUGCGAGGAACCGGCAGCAGACCAGAAACGUCCCCUUAUGGCUUCUUUUGCUACUUGCCUCCGUUUUCGGUGUUGUCAUGGCCUUGCCUCUCUUCCAGCUUUGAUUUGUGCUUCUGCUAAUUUUAUAAAUGUUUUCCUUUGCCUUGCAUCCUUUUGUCUUAUUUUAAAAUUGGGGAUAAUUUUGUAAAGUGAUAGGGGUUGUCUUGGUUAUAGCCAUGGCUAGUUUUCGUUUUGGAUAUUGAACUGAUCUUUGCAGUGGUUUCUGAAUAUGGAUUGUUUUUGGUUGA